AUGUCAGGCGUGUCUCUUGCGGUGGGCCCAAGAACCGACAAGGACAGCACGUCGUCGUCGUCGUCGUCCGGUGAGAAAAAACCGUGGUCAGGGAUGACGGCAGCCGGAGGUGGCGGCUUGAUGGGAUCACUGAGGGUAAUAGAGUUACAGCUGGUUGCGUUCAUACUAGUCUUCUCAGCGAGCGGUCUCGUACCGAUACUCGACAUGCUCUUCCCAGCGUUUGCGUCUCUCUAUAUAAUAGCCCUCUCGCGUUUAGCUUUCCCUUCCCACGGCGUCACCACCACUUCCCCUGAAGUCUUCCACGGCAGCAAACUCUUCAGGAUUUACGUGGUUUCGGGGACAACGAUUGGUCUCUUCUUGCCUCUAGCUUACGUGUUAGGUGGUUUCGCAAGAGGAGACGAUCAUGCGGUAAGAUCAGCAACACCACACUUGUUUCUACUGUCGUGUCAGAUCCUGACAGAGAAUAUAAUAAGUGGGCUCUCUCUGUUCUCGCCGCCGGUAAGAGCUCUCGUGCCACUGCUCUACACAGUCUGGAGAAUCUUUGUCAUCAUUGAUUGGACUAAAGAUGUUUGGUUCAACAAAUCCUUACCGGUCAAUGCUACACCCAAUGUGUCUGCUUGGUUCUGGUUUGGAAGGUAUUUGGCAGUAGCAAAUUUUGCCUACUUUGGAGUGAAUCUACUCUGUUUCUUGAUCCCUAGGUUCCUACCUCGAGCAUUCCAACAGUACUUUAGAGAAAGAGACGAGGUAUUGGCGAAGAGCCAAGAGGACAAGCCGGUUCAUGUUCCUAGACCAAGACCUUCUGAAUCUGACCACAAAUCUGAUUGA
This is a messenger RNA of Microthlaspi erraticum, 825 nucleotides long. Lineage: Eukaryota; Viridiplantae; Streptophyta; Magnoliopsida; Brassicales; Brassicaceae. The record is from the annotation of a GenBank genome assembly.